Molecule: messenger RNA, 1842 nt
Organism: Nerophis lumbriciformis (worm pipefish)
Lineage: Eukaryota; Metazoa; Chordata; Actinopteri; Syngnathiformes; Syngnathidae
Gene: hspb9
Product: heat shock protein, alpha-crystallin-related, 9
Biological process (GO): negative regulation of apoptotic process; protein refolding; response to heat
Cellular component (GO): nucleus; cytoplasm
Source: RefSeq, a predicted model, not a curated record
GAGAAGACGAGGUCCAGAAGAAGCUCCGGAGAAUUCCCUCUCGACGUUGGCUGGAUGGCCCGACACGCAGCUCUGAGCAGCCUUUUUGGCGACGACCCUUUCUUCAGCCAGGGGGCGCUGCUGUGGCCCUUCCCCUCGCUGGGCCGCAAAGUGCAGCUGGCAGAGAACUUCUUCAAGGACGCACCGUCGCUGGCUAAUUUCCCCACCGCUUUCAACAGGCUAAGCGAGGUGGACAACCAGACUGAAGAUGGAGAGGUGGUGGAGAGACAAAGUCCAGCUCAGCACGAAGGCGCCGCACACGACGAUCUACUGGUGACCCUCGAUGCUCGCGGCUACGCCCCCAGCGACAUCACCGUCAAGCUGGAGGGGCGGAGCCUGCUAGUGGCGGCCAGCAAGCAGGCGGGGUCAGAGGAGGCCCACUCCUGCUCGUCUCCGUCCUCGCACGCCUCCGUGGCCUCCUCCGCCUCGGCCCGCGUGGGUUUCAGCCAAAAGAUCCAACUGUCACCUCACUUGGAUCUGGCCGGCCUGUCCUGUUCGCUCAUGGAUGACGGACAGCUGCGGGUACACGCCCCCGUGGCCAGGCGGCCAAUCACGGAGGGGCAUGAAGAGGAACAGAGAAGGACGCUGAAGGGUGAGGAAGAGGAACCUCCUCGAUUUAGGGCUUCCCUGGAAUUCCCAAUCACCAAAGAGAACACAGACUAGUACACGCACUAAAAUCACUAAUGGAUCUUCAUUUAUUAAUGUAUUUAAUACGUGUUUAGUACACGCACUAAAAUCACUAAUUGAUCUUCAUUUAUUAAUGUAUUUAAUAAGUGUUUAGUACACACACUAAAAUCACUAAUUGAUCUUCAUUUAUAUUUAAUAAGUGUUUAGUACACACACUAAAAUCACUAAUGGAUCUUCAUUUAUAUUUAAUAAGUGUUUAGUACACGCACUAAAAUCACUAAUGGAUCUUCAUUUAUUAAUGUAUUUAAUAAGUGUUUAGUACACGCACUAAAAUCACUAAUUGAUCUUCAUUUAUUAAUGUAUUUAAUAAGUGUUUAGUACACACACUAAAAUCACUAAUUGAUCUUCAUUUAUAUUUAAUAAGUGUUUAGUACACACACUAAAAUCACUAAUUGAUCUUCAUUUAUUAAUUUAUUUAAUAAGUGUUUAGUACACACACUAAAAUCACUAAUUGAUCUUCAUUUAUUAAUUUAUUUAUAAGUGUUGCAUUUUUCACAAACUUGUAUUUGUACAGUGGCUUGAAAUAAAAAUAAAAAGUUUUAAACCAUUAAUAUGUGAGCAUAUAUAGGUGGAUAUAAUUGUUUUAUGACCCCCCCAAUCAGUGGGCGUGGCUUCCACGGAGCUCCAAAAAAGGGGGGGCUGCGGAAACAGGAAGUAGAAAUCAUUUUCAUUCUUUGUUUUGAAGCUGGUUGUCUUCCACACACCAGAAUGAGUUGGGAUUCCUACAGGCGGAUAUGGGUAUUACAACUUGUAGUUCUGAAGCUGUCUGUCAUCUUGGUUGUCAUCAGAAUGAGUUUGAAUCCCUACAGGCGGAAAUGGGUAUUACAACUUGUAGUUAUAGGCCGCCAUUUGAGUUGUUGUACUUACAGCAAUUACCCCGUUUUUAAACCUUUAAACCACCGUAUCAAAUGUAUUAUUUCAUUUGAUUACAGUCAUUUAUCAUUUAGAAUGAAUUUUAUUGAUUUUAUUUAAAGUAAUUAGUGCAUUUACACCACUGUUUCACAGCAUUUUGAACCCAAUUACAAAAGUUUAUUUCUAUGCCAAGCUAAACCCAAAUAUUAUCUUAUGUUAGUUGUCUUGUACUACCAUUUCUUAUUUUGAAAGUACAAUGUUGUA